GAUGCUUCUGAGCACAGAAAGCCAUAUGCAACAGUGCUAAGGUCCUGAUGACAGAACAAGAAUGGAAGUCAAUUUAUUCAGCAAUUCUACUGUUGUAAACAGUUCAUCCAUCAACCAUAAGCAGUUAGAAGGGCACAGCCUCUGGGAAGUCAUUACUAUUGCCACUGUAACUGCAAUUGUAAGCUUAAUAACAAUAGUGGGAAAUAUUCUUGUAAUGAUAUCCUUUAAGGUUAACAGUCAGCUCAAAACUGUCAACAAUUAUUACUUGCUCAGCCUUGCCUGUGCAGAUCUCAUCAUUGGGAUAUUUUCUAUGAACCUUUAUACGUCCUAUAUACUCAUAGGCCACUGGACUCUCGGAAGCCUUGCCUGUGACCUGUGGCUAGCACUGGACUAUGUAGCUAGCAAYGCCUCAGUAAUGAACCUCCUCGUCAUCAGUUUUGACAGAUAUUUUUCUAUCACRAGGCCUUUGACUUACAGGGCCAAACGCACACCCAAAAGAGCUGGCAUCAUGAUUGGUAUGGCUUGGCUAAUUUCCUUCAUAUUGUGGGCGCCUGUGAUCUUGUGCUGGCAGUAUUUUGUGGGUGAGCGAACRGUACCACCUGAAGAGUGCCAGAUACAGUUUCUGUAUGAACCCAUUAUCACCUUUGGUACUGCAAUUGCUGCUUUUUACAUUCCAGUGUCUGUGAUGACCAUUCUGUACUGCCGCAUUUAUAAAGAGACAGAGAAACGCACCAAGGACCUCGCUGAACUGCAGGGCUCAGAGUCUGUGGCAGAGUUUGAGACAAUAAAGCCUCAGAAAACUCUCCUGAAGUCUUGCUUCAGUUGCAAGCAACAAAACUUGGUCAAAAGAGAGAGGUGUCAGGCUUCUUGGUCUUCAUCUAGCCGAAGUACAUCAGCUACAGCGAAGGCCUCUCAGGCAGCGAGCACUUGUAUGGACUGGGCUAAGGCUGACCAGUUAACCACCUGCAGCAGCUACGCAUCCUCAGAAGAGGAGGAUAAACUCGCCACCGACUCAGUUUUCCAAGUAACUUACAAAAGUCCAUCUAAAAGUAAGGCGGAAGAGUAUAAUGAGACUACAGAGGUUGUUGUCAAAGACCAGCCUGAAGGAAAUGAUUUUGAGAACCAGAAAUACUUCUUGUCACCUGCCAAAGACCAGAAAAGUAAAAAAUGUGUGGCCUAUAAAUUCCGCUUGGUGGUUAAGGCUGAUGGCACCCAAGAAGCCAACAAUGGUUGCCGCAAAGUAAAAAUAAGUCCUUGUUCUGCUGCUCUGUCAAAGGAACCUUCCAUCAAAAGCAUGGAUCCAAAUAUAAACAACCAAAUCACCAAAAGGAAACGGAUGGUUCUGAUAAAGGAACGCAAGGCAGCACAGACUUUAAGUGCCAUUCUUUUGGCUUUUAUCCUCACAUGGACUCCCUAUAAUAUCAUGGUUUUGAUCUCCACAUUUUGCUCCGACUGUAUUCCCCUGACACUGUGGCACCUUGGAUAUUGGCURUGCUAUGUGAACAGCACUGUUAACCCCAUUUGUUAUGCCCUCUGUAAUAAAACUUUCAGGAAGACUUUCAAGAUGCUGCUUUUCUGCCAGUGGAAAAAGAAAAAAGUGGAAGAGAAACUAUACUGGCAAGGCAAUACCAGACUGCCAUAACUGUUCUUGUAUAAGGAAUAAGGGGAAAUACAGAUAUUGAUGUAUCUAGCAAAUUGUCUUUUCAAAGCUGUUGCUGUUGUGUCUAGUGGUUAAAAAAAUCAGCUGAAACUAAAUUUUGCAUGAAAGUAGUGUGCUUGGGAUAAAAAACUCAGUGGCUGCUAUGAGCAGCACAGGUUGUUUUYGACUAUGCAGUAGAAUUGCAUCACAAUUAUUGUGUUUGGUGUCUUAUGUCCUUUCUCUCGGCUUGAAAACAGGUAGAGUAAAUUAUAAACUACUAGAAAUUGGACUGGGAUGGUGAUCCAGUCAUCAUGUCAGGUCACCCAGUCUGUCUCCCUGUAGAGCAGAACUGUUUCUUCCUAUAGUUCUCUGCUGGUGCAUUGUCUAUUCAGUUUUCAAUGUACUGAGCAAUGCAGCUUGUGCUACUUCUGUCUCAGACUUUACCAUCUGCUUUUGAGGUGAAACAAGGACUGUCUAAAGGGGUAAAUGCUGUAAUCCCCAAUACUGAAUAGUUAGGGAGAUUCAUAAUAUUCCAGAUGAGCACACACAUUAUAGGAGAAUAUAAUACUGAGAAAAUUUCUACUUUAAGGAUGACUCUUGUGUGCACAUAGGAAGGGCUCAUAGUGGAAGCGUUCAUACUGGAAGAAAUGUAUUUUCUACAUGAAGAAGCCAGUCCCAAUUUCAUUUUCAUCAUGCAAGUUACUGUAAUUUGUGAAAAAGAUGAUGGUUAGAAAAUACCUCUGAAUUUCUCUACYUGCCAGUACCUUUAAAGGAAAUUUUAUAAUUUUAUUCAAUAGUGACAAUGGCACAAUCAGAACUGACUGUAAAGCAUAAUGGACACAGUCUAUCUACAAUGCAAGGAAGGUCUUUUUCUCAAUCUCCUUUGUUGUGAUAUACCUUGCUCCAAAAUUUUCCGUUACAUUUCCCCAUGUAUAAACAGUGAGAGUACUGUCAUCCUUUAGAGGGGAAAGAUUAUCUUAAGCAACUUUUAAAUGUUUCCAUAAAACUUUYAAGAACAAUUUGUAUUCUUUGUCUUUAAAUAGCUUUACAAAUGCUAGUCAACAUCGGGUGCUUGGAAAUGUAAGUUAUUUUCAGGCACUCUCUUUUGGUCCAGCAGAGCCACAUCUGCUACAGWACUGGGGCAGGAGUCAACCCCUCUGGUGGCUGUGGCUUCAGGGUCUGGGUCAUACUGGCCUAGUUAUGAGCUGAGACUGACCUCUAGCUGAGAUUUGAGAGGGCUUUGGGAACCAGAGCUGAACUGCCUGUGCCUGCCUAAUGUCAGUGUUAGAUUGGCAGGAGUCCUGCAGCCUGACCGAGGGGUGGGUAAGCGAGGGGCUGCCUKCAGCAGGGGAUGGAGCUGGUGACCCGGCUCCUUGCGGUGGGAACAAACCAGAAGCCYCGGAAAAGGUCAUGAGAAAACAAACGUAAUGGCAACAGGAGUCAUGAGGCAUGAAAGUCCUAAAGAAAACAAAUGUUUAUGAAGAAAUGAGGAAGAUUUUCAUGUACACAAAGUUCAAAUUCAGUUCUAGCCUUUCUAUAAAAAAUUCUCUGGAAAAUUAUUUUGGGACAAUCUUCCUACAAUCUACUAUACACUUUAGUGGGACGUUGCAGUGGUGACAUUACCCAGUUGCACAUUUCAGGGAAUGUAUUAGUUAUCAUGAAUGUUAGUUAUCAUGAAUGUAUUAGUUAUCAUGAAUCAUUGCUCUCAGUGAAAUUGUUUGUAUAAUUUAUUAAAUUAUCAUACUAUCAAAAUGUUUCCCUGCAGAUAGAUAAAUACUCCAUGUCAACAAUCACAGUACAAGUAAUUAACAUUUUUUUAGCCCCAGUGUCCACAGGGUAAAAUUGUGUCAGUGAAAGAUUAGCAGGGUACUAAUGUAAAAAUAUGUUCUCUAACUUCACGAUUGAUUUUUUAAAGCACCAUACUGUGCCUGUUAUUUUUUGUGUAUUAGCAUAUGAUUACUUAGGAAAACAGAGGUCUUUAUUAAGACCCUUUCAUCAGCUUUGCUCUGUCACUAUCCAGAGCUUUUCCUGUGUACAGUAACUAUGUACAAAUUGGUUAUUAGGGUGGGUUUAUUUUAUAUUACAUCAGAUCAGACAUUCAGUAAACUAUGCUUGAUUUUUAGCAAAUGAAUGUGUCUCUCUGGGGGCAUGAGCUGUAGUUAAAGCAAAAUUUAUGAGGUACUAACAGUUCCUGCUAGCUGCACUGUUCUGGCUAAAGUGAAGCAUUGGCUCCUAUUGAAAUUAAAUGGGGUAAUUUUUUUUGCUUUCGGCAUCUGUUGAACAAGAAUGUUCUGUAAAUGUUAUGGACUCUCUGCUCAGUAAAUGUACUAGAAUACACAGUGAUGGAUGCAACAAUGUUGGUUCAAUGUAAUUUUGAAAUAUAAGCUCAAAUUAUGCUGCUAACACCUAACCAUGUGAGAGAUUACAUGGCCAAAUACGAGUGCAUUGUAAAUACCAAGAAAUAUAUAAAGAGGUGUGUAUUGCUUUAUUGUUAUGUAGGAUGUUUAUUCUUAAAAAAAGUCAAAACCACAAAAAGACUUAUGUGGUCCUUAUCAGAGUAUCAGUACUUGAUUAUAUUUUGUACCUUUAUAAAGUGUUGUGGGACUUCUGCAGUGUGGGACAAUCUUGUUAUCUGUAUUUCUGUCCUAAUGAAAUUUUUACAGAUCCUGUAAUUGAUUAUUGUCAU
Molecule: messenger RNA, 4325 nt
Organism: Malurus melanocephalus (red-backed fairy wren)
Lineage: Eukaryota; Metazoa; Chordata; Aves; Passeriformes; Maluridae
Gene: CHRM5
Product: cholinergic receptor muscarinic 5
Exons: 1
Coding region: 62-1642 (526 amino acids)
Biological process (GO): chemical synaptic transmission; gastric acid secretion; G protein-coupled receptor signaling pathway, coupled to cyclic nucleotide second messenger
Cellular component (GO): plasma membrane; synapse; dendrite
Molecular function (GO): G protein-coupled acetylcholine receptor activity; G protein-coupled serotonin receptor activity
Source: RefSeq, a predicted model, not a curated record